CGUUUCGUGCUCGCUUGCAAGGUUACAAUUACCGUGCCCUGACUGUCGCCAUCAUCUCUCCGUGUCGCGCGCCUCGCUCUCUGGCUCUACCAUCGUCCGACUCAACGCCUACGACCGAGUUCUAUGGAGGCGUCAAGUCCGACUUGCUAGUCCCAAUUUGAUUCCUUUCGUAAACUACACAACUCGUGUUUAACACGUUGUCUCUCCUUUUCUGAAUCUAAUCUCACACUCCUUCCUUGUUCUGCCAUUCAUCCCCUACACUCUGGUGGCUGGAACGUGGUCAAAACGAGGGCACCCAGUAUGCAUCGUUUCCGCAAAAAGUCCGGUUUCUCCAGGCCUGGCCCUGCCUUCGAUAUCUUCCCUGCCUCAUUUGAAGAUCAAGGUCAAGACUUCCUCCCCGAGCUUCCGUCAGAAAGCGACUUUCGCACUUCCCUCAUCUUACCCGACCUGACACGUCGAUUCUCGGUCUUGCGUGCAGCCAACGGCGACCCAAUAGCUCUAGACCACCUCAGGGCGCGCUUUGCGGCUCAAAGGGAACAAGGGCUAGCUGACCAAAUCACUGAGGAAGAAGAAGACAUGUUGAUCGACAAGCUCAGUCGGAUUCGCUCGAAGAAUGCACCUUCAUCGACCUCGAGUGCGAACGAACGUAACGCGGACCAGAAUCCAAGUUCUGACAUCGAACCCGAGCGUAACUCCCAUGCCUCCAAUACCUCAAAUAACACCACCACCUCCGCCUACCCUUCCUCCUUGUCUGACUCUUCUCGGAGUACGCGUUCUCCCAAGAGAUAUAGUAACAACCUAUUCUCAUCCGGCCGACUAAGAGAUUAUAACUACCUACGAGGUGUGACUUCACAACGAAGUAGGGGAAAUAGCGCCUCCGGCAAUUCGCUCACGCCGACGGAUUCCAGUAAUAGCCUGAGAGAGAAGUCGUCAAACUACUCCGACAGCACCCGUCCCAUGACGCCAGAAAGCAGCGGCCUUGUUUCCUCGGUCCCGUCAAGCCCAAACUCGAACGCGAACGAGAAGACACCGGUUGCACGCUCGGUCUCCCUCCUUUCGUCCUCGGAGGACUCGUCUCUACAACCAGGGUUCUCAGAUACCUCGGGUUCGCCACAGGCGUUUGGCCAACUAAACAUAAGGCGAACGUCGAUAUAUGCGAUGGAGCGUGUUAUUAGAGAGAUUGAGGAGGAAGCCGAGGAUGAGAUAUUAAUGCCCCGGACGCCUCAAAUAACACCUCGGCAUGCCUUCUCGUCGAGUGAAACGCCUGGCGUGGCAGACACUGACAACCCACAGAUGAUUAUGUCUCCAUCAAGUGAAGUGGAAGCGGGGACUGCUAUGACGUCUGACAAACAUAUGCCUGUCGAACUCGAACCUCAUCGCCUUUCACCCGUUUCUCUGGGUAGGUCGGGGGCAGGUUCUCCGAGCCCUCGCCUCCCGGGAUAUAUUCCGGGUAUGCCGCGUCCGAUGACCCCUCGCGACUCAACACUCGACCAAGACGAUCUUUCACGUUCGCACUCCACCACUCCCCGCGCGACGUCACCCUCGAUUCCCAGUGUGAAUGGUCAACCGCCGCAGCUUGCCAUGGCGAGCUUCUCUUCAACGUUGUUGCGGCGUGGGUCAGAUGCUUCCCGCAGCACUCCCAGACCUACGUCACCCCCAACCCCGCUCACGGCCACGUACCUGGGGCGCAGCCUCAAUGGACGGGUUACUCCAGAGAACGCAAGAACCAACGAGCGGUCAGGGGGAAACGAGACGGAGGACUCACCGGGUUUCAAUUCUGGUACGGUGAGGCGCCGUCCUGUCUCACCACUCACUGGUUCUGCUUUCCAGUCUAUGUCUGUAUCCUCAAGGCCCAAUUCAAGGCCUGCAACGCCUUCAAAUAUUACAUGGAAUGUACCCCGGUCGUCGCCAAGCCCGAUGCACAGCCGCCAGGGUAGUGAGACUAGCCAGACUUCUCGGGCCAACGGGGUGAGGGAAGAUCCAGCUCAUGGACGCGGCAAAUCCCCCAGUGGCUUGGGACGAUCGGCCGCUGCUCUAGAUUCUUCUGUAGGACAUAGCUCUUCUGGCUCUAUCUCUUGGAACAGUUCUCAAAGUUCUACUGCAUCUGGCGUUCGUUCACCCUCUCGCAUCUCGGGCGUCGACGUGAAUGCGGCAAACUCGUCCCAACGCUCUGCCCGGUCGCCGACCCCCACUCAGUACCAGACCCCAUCGUCUCCCUCGUUCCCUGUGUUUGAAAAUAGCUCAAACCCAGGAAACGGCACUCCGUUAUAUUCUCAAUCACAUCACAAGAACUCCUCAUCUCAUUUCUCUAAUGGUUUAUCGGGCCCAGGCGCCUUCUCACCACUCACGAACUCGUCUCGCUCCUCACUUGAGUCUACCGGAUCCAGCUACCACUCCUCAGACGGGAACAAAAAAGGGCUAAACCUUGAGCUGCUUCUGUACAACGGCACCGACCAGCCUGCGUGGCAUGACCUUGAUCGAUCAAAUUCGGCCAUCUCGGAUGGCAAUCAGGAUGGCAGUGUUGGCGACUUUGAGGAAUUCAUCAGGCGCUGUGCGGGUUUGACGAAGUCCGACUUCGCCGCGAUCCAGGAGAAACUUGUCCAUGCCGCUCUAACGAAGUCCAGCCAGCCGGAGACACGGGAGCGCAGCAAUUCAUUGAGGAGACGAAGGCCUUCAACAUCCCAAUCAAAUUACUCUGUCAGUGGCGGCAGAGACAGGGUGGCGAGUCCAGCACCAAAUCAGGCAUCACCAGGUAGUCGAUCUCCAGCCCCAGAUCACAAUGCCAAGGUCAAUGCCCUGCUGAAUUCAAUGGUGGAUAGCAUCCAUCCGUCUUUGAAGCCAUCAUGUGCUGAAGCCGACACUGACACGCCCGACGAAACUGGUUCCGCUCAGGUGUCGCCCACAACCAGGCGAAAUCGGGACCUGGCACGCGCCCUUGGUUUCAGCAAUGAUGCGACAGAGGUUCAAGCGCCAGAUGAGGAGAACGCUGAAGAGGUGUCGUCACCAUCCUCACUUGAGCCGAGGUCGCCGAUUGCUGGGACUGCGAUAGGGGGGUCCUCUGAUGUUGAGGAUGUCGCAAGUCUGCGGCCGAGAUUGGAGCGCGAGCCCACCGAGACCUUCACGUCGUUUCCCCAGCCUAUGCAUCGCUCUGCGUCGCUUACUAGCGGCAAGGUGCUCCAGCCGGGAGUUAGGGAUUCAGAGCUGGUCAGGGAGGUGCAAAGGAAAGCUGACGCAGCGAUGGUCGCACUCAACAAGAGUCCGUCUAUCCGCCAGAAGUUUGACACCGUUAACGCCUCCAGUGUUUCGGUUUCCCGUAAACGGAUCGACCCCAGCCAGAUAUCUGGACCCCGCUUUGUGUCUGCAACCGCGAGCGUGGAUACCGUUCCCCUACCCCCAUCUGGCACGAGCCCCGUGAACCCUACGAACCCACAGACGUCCUUAAGCAUCACGCAGAGAAUCAGGAGGCUGCGUGGAACACUGAGGGCAAAGCCUUCCCCGAAUGGCGAGGAAAUAACGCCGUUCCCUGUGGACUUGCAUCCCAGUGUGUCGCCAGUUACUCCAACUCCGACUGCAUCUGCGAAUGUCUAUCGCAGACCCACAUUGCCGCUUUCACGGCCACCACCUGCCAAUGGUGCCUCUGAUCUAGGUCGGUCGAACACGUACGCUUCUUCUCCACCUGCCUCCGCCUCCCCCGGGAUCAAGGGCUUUAUGACGCGUUUCCGGAAGACUCGUGGAGGAGAAUCAAGUGAUUUUGGGUCGCCAAAGAUGACCCCGACCCAUUCGCCUCUUCCGAGUACCGACUCAACGCACAAUCUGAUGAGAAACAGCCCCGUGCCUUCUCAGUUCGCGUCUCCCACCCCACAGCCAUUUGAAGAACAUUCUGAAGGUUCUCCAUCCCGAAGUGACGACGAGGCGGUGAAGCAGCUGUUCGAAGCUGGCUUGCAUCUCGGUCUCAAACCGGCAGACAUAAAUAACUUACUUGCACGCUCAGCCUCUGUGGCUUCCAAACCUGCUGGAAGUUCUCUGUCCCGAAGUCAGUCGACCGUAAGGUCACCCACGCCCGGAUUCCUUGAUUCCAACGCCCCUGUUGAAGGAAGCGUCUCCAGGGAGCGUCAAAGCAUGGAUCAAGGUUCCUCGCGUGGCACUCCCAGUUCCAGUCGGCGAGUGGUCAUUCGCACCGGGGGCGAAGGCAGCGGAGCCCAGUCUGAUGGUGCAGCCGUAGUGAGACGGACGCUCAUAUUCCCAUCCGAGUUUCGGGCAUCCAGGGGCGACUUGGCACAGGUCAGCAGAAGGCCUUCUCAGUCUGGAAAGCGUCACCGUAAGACGGGUAGUGUGAUCUCUGCUCAGUCUGCGCGGUCGGUUCAUGAUCGGGCGCCUACCCCACCCCCACCAAAGGCCGCCACCGGCCGGCGCUUCUCGACUGACAAAUCACCUCCCUUGCCUGCCAUGCCUGGGUCUAUUUCAUCUCAGGUAGAAACCAUGCUGCAUGCACCCCCGGCUCAGCAGGUCCGGACCGACAUGGUGCGGUCAGCAUAUGAUUCCCUGUAUGAUAUGUAUGGGAGUGAUAGCAAGCAUACCAGUGUUGCGUAUGACCCCAAUUCCGACGCACCGGAAGGGUUUGGUCAGCAAGAGGGCCCGGCGCUUGAAGUCAUCGAGAAAGCUAACGGUGAAACUAUAUGGUCUAUUGUUAAUGGGUUACGUGAUGAAGAUACCGAGUCGGUGUAUGCAAGCAGAGCAAGCUUCGCCUCCGAGUACUCUACGCGAGACAACACAGAAGGCGUCCAAGUUUUUGUCAAGGGACACGGCAAAUCCGCAUCAAAAGGCAGCAAUUCUUCUUUCCUUUCUCGCAAACGGCUCUCUCAAGGGAAAGACCGCCCAGAUACCAAGGUUUAUUUUAGUUCGUCAGCUCAGAUUGGCCGCCUCAUCGAGAACCUUUCUCAGGGCAUGGACGCCGGCUCUUUCAACUUUGUUCCUAACUUACCUGCCGAUCGCGCCACACCUUCCUCAUUGCAUUCAGAUCCCGAGAUGCAGUGGACCGUUGAGGAGAAACUUGAACAUAUGCUCGGAGCGAUAAGAAACUCCUAAAAUCUGCGUUAACAAUAUGUUGUUUUCCUUUCCCCUCCUCUUUCACGGAAGUUAUGUCUUUGUUUUCGUUGUCAAUGCUGUGAUAUCAUAGAUAAUUUACUCCUCGCUUGAUACCAUUAUUGUACUAAUACACAAGGGAAUGCCAUAGUUAAGCGGACGGUAUGCAGUUGAAUGAUACACAAAAAAGAAGAAAUCGGAAACGGCUUAAUCAGC
Molecule: messenger RNA, 5298 nt
Organism: Coniophora puteana RWD-64-598 SS2
Lineage: Eukaryota; Fungi; Basidiomycota; Agaricomycetes; Boletales; Coniophoraceae
Exons: 8
Coding region: 301-5085 (1594 amino acids)
Source: RefSeq, a predicted model, not a curated record